Symbiodinium natans is the source of this 2901-nucleotide messenger RNA. The record is from the annotation of a GenBank genome assembly. Lineage: Eukaryota; Dinophyceae; Suessiales; Symbiodiniaceae.
AUGGCGGAGCUUGAUGGUGAUGACGAUAGCAAACCACCCCGCUUGGCAUCGGACACCAAUGCGGAGGUACUGCCCUCACGACGGCAGAAGGCACCAACCGCGGUGCAUGAUGCCGAUGAGGGCAAGAAGAUGAGCAAACGGAAGAAGCGGAAACUGGAGCAGCUUGCGCAGAAGAAGGCAAGCAAGGAGCUGCGUACGCAAGUGCUGGAGGAACUGAAGGCUGUACAACUGACGGCAGAGCAGGCCGAACUCCUUAGAGCCUCGCAGAGCACGAGGUUGUCCAAACGGCAGCAGAAGGCCAUGGCGCAGCGCCGUGCGCAACUGGGUGUGCCUCUGACCUCGGACAUGAAGGAUACGCUGAAGCGACGGCCCCGUCAGCUCAAACGGCGCCACGAAACCGAAGCACAGGAGGGCGGCAGUGGUGAUGCUGGAAGCGAUGAGGUGUCCAGCGAGGACCCGAAACCCAGCCGAGCCAUGGCAAAAGCUGCAGUGGCACCUCCCACCGAGGCUGGUGCAGGAGCCCCCCAGCAGAAUGUUGCAAGGGCGCAUCCUCCGCCAAGCAAGGCCAAGGCGAAACCCAAGGCCGAAAUCAAAGCACCCGAGCCUGUUGAGCCCGCUGCACAGCCACUGGUGCGAGUGCACGUGCAGCGGACGACUGACAUCGAGGACCAGCGCUCAAAGCUCCCAGCUGUGAUGAUGGAGCAGGAAUUCACAGAGAUGGUGUUGGGCAAUGAUGUGAUGCUGGUCUGUGGUGAUACGGGAUGUGGCAAAUCGACACAGGUGCCGCAGUUUCUCUAUGAGUGCGGCCUCUGCAAUGGCGAUGAACACCUCAUAGGUGUGACGCAGCCGCGUCGUGUUGCAGCGAUCUCCGUCUCGCAGCGAGUGGGACAGGAGUUGAACCAGCCAGAAAAGGUGGGCUACCAGGUCAGGUACGACAAGAGCCACUGCACCAAAGACAUGCGGAUCAAGUUCAUGACCGACGGGAUUCUGCUGAGGGAGGUGCAAGCGGAUUUCCUCUGUCGCAAGUACACGGCCAUUGUCAUUGACGAGGCGCAUGAGAGGGGAGUCAACUGCGACAUUCUGAUCGGCCUCCUUUCCCGAGCUGUUCAGCGGCGGCGGAGGGACUAUGAGGAGGCAGUAGCCCGGAGGAGGAAAGCAAAGGGAGAUGCCAACGAUUCGCAGCUCCCACCUCCCCUGAAGCUUGUGAUCAUGUCUGCGACCUUGCGGCUUUGCGACUUCACGGAAAACAACCAGCUUUUUCCAUCACCUCCCCCGGUGCUGCGCAUUGAUGCUCGCACAUUCCCCGUCACAGUUCAUUUUGCUCGGCGAACAGAUGAAGACUACAUCAAGGCGGCGCAUAGGUCAGUGCUCCAGAUUCACAAGGAACUGCCUCCAGGGAGCAUCUUGGUCUUCGUGACUGGGCGGCAGGAGGUUCACCGCCUCUGCAGGAUGCUGCAGCAGUCGCAGAUGAUGGCUUCGCAGCAUGGUGAGGUGCCCGAGGCCGAGGAGGAGCCGCAGCGGGAGCUGGAGCUGGAGGCAUCAGACGACGAGGCUGCCGAGGAGGACCCGGAGGAUGAAGUGCUGCACAGCGACGGCAGCAAGGCUGACAACGGUGAGAAUCCAGCCAGGUGCCCAAAGAAGGCCAAAGGCAAAGGCAGAAAACGCAAGGCAACACCUGUGUCUGAGAACCUUCCGGGCGAUCCGAAUGCAGAUGCGGGAGGGGGCCCAAAGCCCAAGAAGAAGCGCCGCAAGAAAGUCAAGGAAGCCGCGCAUGGUGAGGCAGCGACCACUGCGAAGGAGCAGGAGGAGGAGGAGGGGAAGCUGGCAACUCAAGAGGAGAUGCCGGACCUCUCCUUCGCCCUGGGGGAGGAGGACACGGUGCUACUAGAGUCCGAGGCCGCUGCUGCGGAUGAGGAUGCCAAGGACCGGGAGCUGCGAAACCAGCGCAAAGUGAGGAUGACGAGGCUGGACAAAUCAAGGACAGCUGGAGGGGUCUUCAAAGGGACCGGAUUUGGUGAGGGGCCCAUGCGCGUGCUGCCCUUGUAUGCCCAGCUUUCCGCGACGAGACAGCUGGCACCCUUCGCAGACCCGCCAGAAGGUGAACGCGUGGUGGUGAUCUCCACCAAUGUGGCCGAAACGUCAGUCACCUUGCCCAAUGUGCGCUAUGUCGUGGACACUGGGAAGGAGAAGCGGCGGCGGUGCGAGCCAGUUGCCAACUUUGCUGGCUGUGGUUACAUGUCGGAGGUGGUGAUGCAGCAGCAUGCUGCUCGAAGGAAGGACUGGGCAGCCUGGCAGGUCAAGGAGGAGGAGCUUUGCGACGAAAUCCGUGAUCUCAACGGACAGCUUCAGGCCGAGCAGCAAGAGCGCGAUCAGGCGAUGGGCCGCGAAACGAUCCUGGAGCAGGAGCUCCGUGCGGAGCGGCGCCGCCGCAUCGACCUGGAGGCGCAGCUGACGCUGUCGGACACCUGGAAGGCCGAGGCGGCGGCUGCAGACCGGGCGGCCCGCCUGGCGACCUCGAACUCCGCGCUGGCCUCCGCGGCCGAGUCGGAGGCUGCGCGCGAGUGGAAGCGCCAGGCGGCCGAGGCCCGGCGCGGGGAGGCCCAGGCCCGUGCGGGGCAGCAUCGUGAGGAGCUGGCGUACUCUACGCUGCACCGGCAGUUCGAAGAACGGGAGGCCCAGUACUGGGCCCAGUACCAGCAACGAGUGCAGCAGGCGCGGGCCAGCGAGGCGGAGGUUUUGGCGGAAGCCUGGCAGAUGUCGGGGGAGCUGCGGAGCGAACUGGAUGCCGUCCGCGAGCGCGACCUGUCCGAACGGCCCCUCUCCGAGCAAAGCAGCGCCAGACAGGCGCUGCAGGACUUGCGAGAGCUGCGGCAGCGCUACACGGACAUGCUGGACCCCUGA